Molecule: messenger RNA, 3376 nt
Organism: Rhopilema esculentum
Lineage: Eukaryota; Metazoa; Cnidaria; Scyphozoa; Rhizostomeae; Rhizostomatidae
Product: serine/threonine-protein kinase PLK1
Biological process (GO): protein phosphorylation; mitotic spindle organization
Cellular component (GO): cytoplasm; kinetochore; centrosome
Molecular function (GO): protein serine/threonine kinase activity; ATP binding; protein binding
Source: RefSeq, a predicted model, not a curated record
AAGCGAUUGCCAGCCAAAACAAUGCACUGACCUGAGUACCUGUCCAUGCUUCGCUGGUCGCCUGCCUUCGUUCACGAAUGCGCAUGCAUCUUCGCAAUGCUGCCAUAAAGAGCAGCCUACAUAGCAAGUAAGCGCAUGGGAGAUUCUCUACACAGAUAUAAUGCGCGGUGCUGGUUUCACCGUAAAAUAUUUGCCAAAAUGUAGCGGAAAAGACAAUUGCUAGUCUGCUCGUACAUAUAACCAUGAUAUGAUUCGUCUGAGGGGGAGACGAGGUGAUCUUCAGAAAGAAAACUUGGAAAAAUUUGCUUAAACACAUUGCGCGGCUAAAAGAUGACCAAAGUGAAACAAGGCAGAUUCUAUGAAAUGAAAUCAAUUGGAUGGGAUUGCAAUAUCGAGUUUGAGAAACUGCAUCUCAAGAAAAUGUUAUCAGCAUAUUGUGCCACGAAACAUGAAGACAAAAAUGAGCAUGGAGCACAUACGAAGUCGCAGCCAAUAUUGCCGGAACUACCACAAGUUGUUGUUGACCAGAAAACAGGAAAGCGAUACUUCAGAGGAAGGAUACUCGGGAAGGGUGGAUUCGCGAGGUGUUAUGAAGUAACCGACAUGCAAACAGACAGAAAAUAUGCAUGUAAAUCUAUUUCUAAGCUAAGGAUUGCAAAGCCACACCAAAAGGAUAAGAUUGCUAAUGAAGUCGACCUUCACAAAAGUAUAAAGCAUCGGUUUGUCGUCGGCUUCCAAGGAUAUUUUGAAGAUGAAGAAAACGUUUACAUUUUACUAGAGCUGUGUAGUAGAAAGUCAUUGGUUCAACUGUUGAAGCAACGGAGAACAUUGACAGAGCCUGAAGUUCGCUAUUUCAUCCACCAGACUAUUCAAGGGGUUGCUAAUGUUCACGACAGGAAUAUUAUACACAGAGACAUUAAAUUAGGAAAUUUAUUUGUAAAUGACGAUAUGGAGAUUAGAAUUGGAGAUUUCGGCCUUGCAGUGAAAGUUGUCGACAAAAAUAAAAAAGAAAUGUCUGUAUGUGGAACACCAAACUACAUUGCACCAGAAGUUUUAGGAAAGUCUGGGCACAGUUUUGAAGUUGAUACAUGGGCUCUUGGAUGCGUUAUGUAUACCUUGUUAGUUGGUAGACCUCCUUUUGAAACAAGCUGCUUGAAGGAUACUUACAUGAGAAUUAAAAAUAACGAAUACGCCAUUCCAUCAAGAGUCUCGAGAUCAGCUGCUAAUUUGAUACAAAAACUUUUGAGCGAGAGACCCGAGGAUAGGCCAACUCUCAGCUCUCUUUUUAAUAACAGCUUCUUUACAAAAGGAUUUUUACCACGAUCCUUACCAUCAAUUUGUUGCAUGACACCUCCAAAGUUCAGCUCAAGUGCGCAUUCACGAUAUUCGAAAAGCAAGAAGAACUAUCAGACAAAUGACACACGUGAUUCAGCCUUGUCAAAGUCACCUUGCUGUAGUGAUGACGGAAUGAGGCACCUUAAGAGUGCACUUUCCAAUUUGAAUUUACAGGGAAGUAAUAAAAUUGCUGAUGAACAGAAAAGGCGAGAGCACGUUGAAAGUGGCGUCGAAAGUCAAGAUUCGAACGGACACGAGAUUUCAAACAGCUUAGAUGAGAGCUCACUUGACAUGUGCAAUCCACGCCCGCUUUUUAUUCGACUGAAUGCUUGCUUGGAUUCAAUGCCAGAUCCGAAUCUAUCUGCAAGAUCAGAUCCAAUAAGCACUGGCACUUCAGAUUCUGAAGAAGAGCCAUAUGAAGAACGCCCGGAUGUCUUUACGGAUUCAAUGAAGAGAUUGUGGAUUACCAAGUGGGUCGAUUAUAGCAACAAGUAUGGAUUCGGGGCACAGUUAUCCAAUGGUUCCCUGGUCAUUAGAUUCAAUGAUGCUACAACACUGGCAAUGACAUCGGAUAAAAAGCGAUUACAAUAUUUCGAUGAAGACCGAAACCUUUUUAGAUUCAGUGUUAACAACAUCCCAGAUGAUUUACUCAGAAAAGUUACAUUAUUGAAUUAUUUUGGGAACUACAUGGACAAGCACUUACUCAAGGGAGGUGACUUGAACAGUCCACGCCGUGACGAUUACGCAGAGCUGCCUAUCAUUGACACGUGGUUCCGAACUGAGAAAGCCAUGGUCAUGUACUUAUCGAAUGGUACCCUUCAAGUAAAUUUUCUGUCAGAUCAUACAAAAAUUAUCCUCACUCCUGGGUCACUGCACAAAGACAUUAUCACGUUCAUUAAUCAGAACAGAGAGAGUAGCACACACACGUUUAAAGGAAUAUCCAGAAAAGGCUGCAGUGAGGAUGUAGCUGAAAGACUAUAUUAUUGUCGCAUGGUCUUGCAAAAACUGACUGAAGUUUACCAAGAAAAUGAUCGCCAAUCAGUAUAAUGUCCAUGUAGAUCUUGUCCAUUCUUCUAACGCGUAAAUGCGACAGUCACUCAUGAUGUUGCGAAACGCUGGAAUACGGCGCAAGUUCGACAUCGAAGCAGGAGGUUUAGUUGACCCCGCCUCGAGCAGAUUAGUGCAAUGUUGAAAUUCUCCCUAACAUUUUUCCAUGGGUCAACAGUACCGUAAAUUUCUAAAUUGCCCAAAUAAGACCAUGAGAUGCCUUUUGAUAGUACAAAGAUUGUAUUCAGACCUCAACUGUUAAAAAGUUUGAAAAGUUAAUCAACCAUCGAUCACUAACUCACCCCAAUACCCAGUACACGUCACCUCCACUUAUUAAUCCCCCUUCGACCACUCAUAGAGGAAUGCAAAGAUUUUACAUAGAGUUGGGCAUCAACAAACAUAAGGUUGAUUUCUAUGGUCGAACAAAUCACUGAUGACCCUUGUUCCAAACAAAUCAAUAAAUUUAUUAUAUCGAAUAAUUCACAACUACGCAAAAAGGCUAACGUGAUAGAUAUAAAUGAAUAUAUAUUUAUUAAUUGUAAAUACCUGGUAAGAGAUAGAAAUAUUGUAAAUUUUGUAUAAUUUAGAAAUUUUUAACUGUAUCAAUAAUGAAUUCUUAUUAAUUAGAUUUGAUGCAAUUGAUAAAAAAGAUUUAACAAAAUGGCUUGAGUGUCUUUGCAACAAAUUUUGGAAGCAUUUCAUCCAAGAGAUUUUUUUAAUCAAAUUUUCCUGCACUAAAGCGUUUUAGGUCUAACCUCUAAUAUCUCUAUAGCAACUCUGGAGAAUACCGAUUGAUAAACAUCGGCCAUUUCAUAACAUUUAGUAAAAUAAAUUGCCAGUCAUCGAAGUGAAACAGCGUUGAAAAAUCUGGUCAAUUCAUAGUUUUUUAAUUAAUUUUUUUAAAAAAAGCAUGCCCAUAGCUUUAGGAAAAUUAUUCUGAAUUUUUCGAAAGCAAUUUAUCUUAAAAAACAGCGACUGAGACACUACAUGUUUU